AUGAAUCAAAAAAUUGAUACUAAAUUGGCUGCAAGAAAGAGCAUAAGAGCUUCUGGAAGGAAGCCAAUGUUAGAUUUAUUAUCUGUAGAUGUUGGAAGAAGAAGAAGAAGUGAUUGGGUGUGUUGUGAUGAUUGUCAUAAAAGGAGAAGAAUAUCAGUUAUACUUGCAGAUUCUGUUGAAUCCACAAAAUGCAGAUGGUACACAGAGGUUUUCUCUAAGACAAAGGAUUCCAAAAAGGUUUAUAUGUUACGUCUUGAGAGAGAAGCUCUUGUUAGUGGUUCUGGUUCAGGUUCAAAGCGAACAUGGAGGGAGGCUGUUGAUGACAAAGCACCACAAUCUGAAAGAGGCAUCAAGUCACGUGCAAUUCUUGGUAGAUAG
Molecule: messenger RNA, 378 nt
Organism: Lactuca saligna
Lineage: Eukaryota; Viridiplantae; Streptophyta; Magnoliopsida; Asterales; Asteraceae
Source: the annotation of a GenBank genome assembly